UUUAUUUUCAGAACAAUUUCACUAUUACAAAUGAUGAUGAUGCCGAAACAGUAACUGAGGUGAUAAACUCGUUAACACAUUCAUUAAUCCAGUAUAAGUUACGAAAUCUAUCAGUUCCCAUUAGAGAGUUGGUACUGAAAUCAAUAAAAGCUGAAAGCAUAAAAAAUGAAAAAUUAGGAUUGGAUGGGUUAAUGGAAUUGAAGAAAAUUGAUUCAUUUAUGUCAAAUUAUGAUACUAAUUCAAAGGAUGUUAAAUGCAAUGAUUUUAAUGAAAGAUUUGAAGAUCUACAAGAUAAGCAAUUUCCUUCCUUGUUGGAUGGUUCAUUUUGUCAUGCAAUGAAUAAAGACAUAGAUAAUAAAAUGAGGAGACCAGAAGUCUGCACAGAGAGAUUUAACCAAUCAUUUCAUUCUUCCCAGGGUAAUUUUUACAAUUCAUUGCCAUCCACCAGCAGUUUAAACACAAGAAAUUUUACAGAUGAUUUCAACCAGUCAGACAGAAGUUAUGAUUCAAACAGAUAUGAUGCCAAACAAUUAUUCAACGAUAAAUUUAAGAGACACUGUGAGGACAAUAAUUUUAGAGGAAGGUCUCAUAACAAUAAUAAUUUCAAUAGUUUUAAUGAAAAUAUUAAAGAUAACAGAUAUAAUAAUCCCAGACAGCAAAACAAUCAUUUUUCAUCAAGAAAAACAACAAAUUAUCAAUAUGAACACCAAAAUACAGAUUUUGGGGCAGAAUCUUAUAGGAGAAUUUCCAAUAAUGAAUCCAGUAACAGGAAUUCCAGAAUGGAUAACAAUUUUACAUCUUGGAAAAAUUAUAACAAGGAGUACAGUAAUACACAUAAACCCUAUUAAAAAUUCAAAAAUAUUAAUGCAUUAUUAUAGAUUUUGUUUUGAUGUUUGAAAGGAUUGUCAUACUUAUCUUUAAUUGGAUGUAGUAAAUUGUUUUUCAUAUUUAUUGUAAAAUUACAAUGCUACAGUUCAUCAUACUGUCAUUUCUGUUUAUAUUAUAGUACUGACAUCAAUAGUUAAUGGUGUUGUAAAAUAAAAUAUUUUAUUCAUGGGGCUUAAGGGCUCCUUAAGUCCCAAGCCUGAGAUACCUCGGACAAGUUACAUAGCGUUACGAAAAACUCGGUCGUCAAGGCCAUUUUUGAAAUUUUUUUUGAAUUUUUGGAAUGUUUUUUAGGUCU
Molecule: messenger RNA, 1183 nt
Organism: Centruroides sculpturatus (bark scorpion)
Lineage: Eukaryota; Metazoa; Arthropoda; Arachnida; Scorpiones; Buthidae
Product: GATA zinc finger domain-containing protein 15-like
Exons: 2
Coding region: 192-848 (218 amino acids)
Source: RefSeq, a predicted model, not a curated record